GCGCGCGCAAGCACUGAGGCCGGGGCAGCAGCAAGUCUAGGCACCGCAGGAGCCAAACGCGGGGGGCCGAGGAGGAGGAGGAGGCGACGGCGGCCCUCGGGCACUUGUCCUCGCCUCGCUCCCUUCUCGAAGCCUCAGCCUCGGCGAAAGGGGGCAACAAGAGCGCAGCAUGGAGGCGGUGCUGCUGGAGCACUUCCCCGCGGGGCUGGACUCCUUCCCCUCCGCGCCUUACUUCGACGACGAGGAGUUCUUCACCGACCAGUCCUCCCGCGACCCCCUGGAAGGCGACGAGCUGCUGGAGGCCGACGUAGACUUCCUGGCCCCGCAGUUCCACGACUGUUACCGCGGCGACGGGGCGGGCGCUGGCGCUGGGCCCGGCGGGCUCGGGGGUCAGCCCGAGGGCGCCUUCUGCUGUGAGGCGGCCACCGGCAGCUUCUCGUCCUCCUUCUCGCCGCCCUCCUCGCCCUCCUCGCCCAGCUUCGCCUACGAGUGCUGCGGACGGGCGGCGUCGCCGGGGGGCGGCCUGAAGGCGCUGAGCGCGGCAGCGGCGGCGGCGGCAGCGGCGAGGCGGCGGCGGAGGGUGCGCUCCGAGGCGGAGCUGCAGCAGCUGAGGCAGGCGGCCAACGUGCGCGAGCGGCGGCGCAUGCAGUCCAUCAACGACGCCUUCGAGGGGCUGCGCUCGCACAUCCCCACGCUGCCCUACGAGAAGCGCCUCUCCAAGGUGGACACGCUGCGCCUGGCCAUCGGCUACAUCAACUUCCUCAGCGAGCUCGUCCACUCCGACCUGCCCCUGCGCAGCGCCGGCAGCCAGAGCCCCUGCCAGCCCAAGAAGGUCAUCAUCUGCCACCGGGGCACAAGAUCGCCUUCUCCAAGUGACCCAGAUUAUGGACUUCCUCCUCUAGCCGGGCAUUCUCUCUCCUGGACUGAUGAGAAACAGCUCAAAGAACAAAACAUUAUUAGAACUGCUAAAGUGUGGACCCCAGAAGACCCUAGGAAGUUAAACAACAAACCUUCCCUAAACAACAUAGAAAACGAGCCCCCGUUUGACUUCGUGUAAUGAAAUGUGAAUGGAUUGGACUGUAAAUAUUAUUAUACCUGUGUACAUGUGUACUUAAAGACUUAUAUUUUUUCAAAGGUACUUUACAAUACAAAAGAAAAUUUUCAUGGCAAUCAACUUUUUUAUUUAUAUAUUUAUUUGGUAAAGUUAUGGAAAUUAAACUGUCCUUUUGAAUGUAUAAUUUAUAUAAUUUAUCCUAAUUUUAAAAUAUGCAAUAAUUUGAAGUUUCUUAUACCAGCAAUUUUGGCCCAGUUUUGCCAUUGGGGCAAAAUUAUUAGUUGGAAAAAAUAAAACACUUUCCCGACAAUGUGAACGUAAUUUAUUACCAUUUGCUGAAGAUGCCAAUUAUAUUAUAUUAAUAUUAUAUU
Molecule: messenger RNA, 1425 nt
Organism: Hemicordylus capensis (graceful crag lizard)
Lineage: Eukaryota; Metazoa; Chordata; Lepidosauria; Squamata; Cordylidae
Gene: PTF1A
Product: pancreas associated transcription factor 1a
Exons: 2
Coding region: 170-1057 (295 amino acids)
Biological process (GO): developmental process; regulation of transcription by RNA polymerase II
Molecular function (GO): DNA-binding transcription factor activity, RNA polymerase II-specific; protein dimerization activity; RNA polymerase II transcription regulatory region sequence-specific DNA binding
Source: RefSeq, a predicted model, not a curated record